CAUUUUUAUUCAAGAUCACAGGAGCCCAGUUUAAAUCAGUGUAUACAUUUCUUUAUCCACCUUAAAAAAAAAAUAUAAUUUCAUUAUAUUUAAAGUUAUCACAUUAACAUUUGUUUAUAAAAUUUUAAUUUACUAUAAACAAUAUUGGCCAAGAUUCUAGUCAGAGAUCUUAUUAAGCAGUAUCCUGAUAUACUCAAGAUCAGGUAUGAGUACGCACCCAAACGGAUAUGGGAGUGCAAACAGGUCAGAUGGUUUAAACAAUGUUAAUGGUGGUGGUUAUGAACAUACAGAAAACACCAGAGUUAUGGUCGAAGGAGGUCUUCCUGCUGCUAAAGUGCCAGAAAUGACUAUACUAAACAAUUUACAGAAUGCAUCUUCUCAGUCGCUCUUUCAUAUUGUACAUAAGAUUCUCGAUGACAGCAUUGAGAACAGGAAAGAGGAUGUACCAGAUAGAGUUGCCUGUCUGCUGAAAAAGCUCGUUCAAAUGAUCGAGCAACGGAUUUCAGUACGAGCAGAAGAGUUCAAGAAGCAAAACAAUCUGUACAAGGCUCGUGAGGAAAAGUAUCAAUUAAAACUGAGAGUGUUUAAAACUCUUGUCACUGGGAUGAAGGAAGAAAAUGAGGUUGUUUUGAAUCAGCUCCAGCACAUAAAGGCUGAGAAGACUAUGGUGGAGGAGAAAAAACGGCUUGAAGAUAAGGAAUUAGUUGCAUUGAGGAAAGUGAAUGAGAAAUGUAAUCUAGAAAUUUCAGAAUUAAGACAGGAGUUGGAAGUCACAAAGGAUACAUAUCAGAAGCGUUGUCAAGAGCUUGAAACACAUGCUAUGGACAUUAAAUCUGAGCUACAGAAGAAGACGGAGGAUCUUGAGAAUCUACUCGCUGAUUCGAGGAAGAAGGUAAAAGAACUUGAAAAGUUUACAGAAUCUAAGUUCCAAAGAUGGAAGAAGAAAGAACGUGGCUACAGGAACUUUAUGGAUUUUCAGUCCGGAUCUCUAAAGGAAUUAAGAAUGGGGUCUGAGUCUAUUAAGCAAGAAGUAAUGAAGACUCAACAGAUCUAUUCUGAGGAAAUUAACCAGUUUGGAAUAAAGAUUCAGGGGCUUGUAGAUGCCGCGAAAAAUUAUCACACAGUUCUAACAGAGAACCGGAAAUUGUACAAUGAAGUUCAGGAUUUGAAAGGGAAUAUCAGAGUCUAUUGUAGGAUAAGGCCAUUCCUAAAAGGUCAGAGUCAAAAGCAGACAACCAUAGAGUAUAUUGGUGAUAAUGGCGAAUUGGUUGUUACAAACCCCUCGAAAAUAGUCAAAGAAAGCCACCGACUUUUCAAAUUCAAUAAAGUGUUUAGCCCUGCUGCAACACAAGAGGAUGUGUUUGUUGACACUCAACCACUUAUUCGGUCAGUGUUAGAUGGAUAUAAUGUGUGCAUAUUUGCAUAUGGUCAAACAGGCUCCGGGAAGACAUAUACUAUGACGGGUCCUAAUGUAUCAUCUCCAGAGGACUGGGGGGUCAACUAUCGAGCCUUAAAUGAUUUGUUUCAUCUUUCUCAAAUCAGAAGAAGCUCGUUUGACUAUGAAAUUGGCGUGCAGAUGGUUGAGAUCUAUAAUGAGCAAGUUCGUGAUUUAUUAUCAAGCACCAGUGUUCAAAAAAGACUUGGGAUAUGGAAUUCUACCCAGCCGAAUGGGUUAGCUGUCCCUGAUGCUAGCAUGCACCCUGUUACAUCAACUGCAGAUGUCCUGGAGUUAAUGAAUGUUGGGUUAAUGAACCGUGCCGUAGGUGCCACUGCAUUGAACGAAAGGAGCAGCCGGUCUCACAGUGUCCUGACCGUUCACGUUCGUGGAUUGGAUCUUGAAACAAAUGGUGUUUUGCGUGGUAACUUACAUUUGGUCGAUCUAGCGGGGAGUGAGCGAGUAGAUCGAUCUGAGGCAACCGGGGAUAGAUUACGAGAAGCUCAACAUAUUAACAAGUCUUUAUCUGCUCUUGGAGAUGUUAUCUUUGCACUUGCACAGAAGAGUCAACAUGUGCCAUACCGAAAUAGUAAACUUACUCAAGUUUUGCAAAGUUCUUUAGGGGGUCAAGCGAAGACUCUUAUGUUUGUACAACUCAAUCCAGACGUGGAAUCUUUCUCUGAAACUAUAAGUACCCUGAAAUUUGCUGAACGUGUGUCUGGUGUUGAGUUAGGUGCAGCCCGUAGCAAUAAAGAGGGGAGAGGUGUUCGAGAGCUAAUGGAACAGGUGACUCAUCUAAAAGAUGCAUUGACCAAAAAGGAUGAGGAAUUAUCGCGGUUAAGGGUCUUAAAACCAAGUUCAAGUGGUGAGAAGGGGUCGCCCAGGAAUAGCUCUUGCUCUCCAAGAAGGCUUUCGAUUGGGGAAUCACAUAACAGAAUUCAACCACGGGAUAAAAACGCAGUACUUGGUCCAAAAGCAGCUUCUGAUAUGGAUAAUUGUUCAGAGUUGAGUGAUAAGCAAUCUGAAGCGAGUUCUCAACGGUCAACAGAUGAGUUUAGACAUCAUAAAGAUUUCUUCACCCAAUCAAGCCUUGUUGCAGCAGAUGGCAGUCUAGGUUUGCCUGAAAAUGGCAUUCAAAAUCUUAAUGAUGAUUUUGAGAUCUUGGGAUUAGGGGAUGAGGAUUCUGAAGAGAGGUUAAGUGAUAUAUCUGAUGGUGUCCUCUCUAUGGGAACAGAGACCGAUGGUUCACUAAGUAGCAUUGUUGAGUUGACUCUUUUCCCGGAAACAAGAAAAGCACCCGUUGAGCAUAAGCAGAAGCCUAGUGUACCUUCUAAAGUUCCCAGACCCCCACAAAAAGCCGCGUUUUCUUCACAAAAACUAGUGCAGACAGGUUCGUCUUCACAGAGGCAGGGACUAGCCACAACUUCACAACGAGGGCUGGCCACACCUUCUCGGCCUUCACUAACCAAGGGUGUCACGCGCACUGCAUCAACACCGAGUCUCAAAAAGUCAACCUCUGGAAGUUCUUCACUUAAAUCUGGUGCACGACAGUGAACAUCAAUCUUAGUUGCCAUGACUGUAGUCUAAUAUAGAUCAGUAUUCUUCUGUUCAUUCAUGAACCUCCUCAAUUCAUGAAAUACAUCUUGUUUGAGAAAGAGUUAUCUAGAAUUUUAUCUUUACUGGUGUAGAAUGUAUGUCAACUUAUUUCUUUAUAUUUGUAGUAUUAAAGGGCUUUUUUUUUCUU
This is a messenger RNA of Erigeron canadensis, 3179 nucleotides long. RefSeq names its product kinesin-like protein KIN-14J. Gene Ontology annotation, biological process: microtubule-based movement. The record is from RefSeq and is a predicted model, not a curated record. Lineage: Eukaryota; Viridiplantae; Streptophyta; Magnoliopsida; Asterales; Asteraceae. Gene Ontology annotation, molecular function: microtubule motor activity; ATP binding; microtubule binding. The transcript is spliced from 19 exons. Bases 206 to 2989 code for a protein of 927 amino acids.